AAUGUAAAGCAGUUAUGUUGGUGUCCGAUGAGUCUCUUAUCGCUCAUCGUACACGUUCAAAGUUUAGAAACAAAAAUGAAUCUGUGGUUGUUGAUAAGUUUAUGGCUGCUGAAACCACAUCUGUUAGCCGUAAACGUUCUACAUUGAAAAGGUCGAAAACAAUUUCAACCAUUGAGUUCACCAAAGUCGCCGAGAACAGAAUGCGUUUACCGUCUGCUAUUUCCGAUGAGUUGUCUCUUUCUUUUCACAACCUCCGUGAUGUUUCAAUCCAAAACAUUAGAUGUGAGGUAACAAACAUGAAGACGAUAGCGGAAAAGAAUGGAGAUGGUUACAGGUAUGGUUUUUCCAAGUGGUCGGCUUUCUUGAAAUCAAAUCAAAUACACAUGGCGCUACUCUUUUCUUUAAAUAUGUCAAGUCUUCGCAGCUUUUGAUUUUGACCAAAUUUGUA
Messenger RNA from Helianthus annuus (common sunflower), 448 nucleotides. RefSeq lists its product as uncharacterized. The transcript has 2 exons. The record is from RefSeq and is a predicted model, not a curated record. NCBI's taxonomy places the organism in Eukaryota, Viridiplantae, Streptophyta, Magnoliopsida, Asterales, Asteraceae. Bases 15 to 431 code for a protein of 138 amino acids.